Paramecium octaurelia is the source of this 860-nucleotide messenger RNA. The record is from the annotation of a GenBank genome assembly. Lineage: Eukaryota; Ciliophora; Oligohymenophorea; Peniculida; Parameciidae.
AUGAAAUUCUUAGCCUUAGUAUCUGGAGGAAAGGAUUCAAUUUUCAAUGUCAUCCGAUGCAUUCAAGAAGGCCAUGAGUUAGUUUUAUUAGUCAAUCUUUACCCUAAAAGUAAAAUCAAUAAUAUACAAUUUAGAUAUUGGCAAGGAGGCUGAUAGCUUUAUGUACCAAAGUGUUGGAACCAACAUAAUAGAUGCUAUAUCUUUAGCUAUUGAUAAGCCAAUAUUGAAGAGAGAGAUUCUAGGGAAGCCAAAAGUCACAAACUUAGAUUAUCAAAGUAAUUAAGAAGAAAGGGAGGGAGACGAAGUAGAAGACUUAUUUGAGGUAUUGAAAGAAGCAUUGACCUUGUAUCCAGAUAUUAAGGGUGUUAGUUCAGGAGCCAUAGCUUCAACUUAUUAAAAGUUAAGAGUGGAAGAUUGGUAUCUUUUUUUAUUUAAAUCAAAUAGUUGUUAAAGGUUGGGUUUGAUCUCUUUGGCCUAUUUGUGGAAUCAGGACCAGUUUAAUUUAUUAGGUUAGAUGUUGUAGAACAAUAUGAACAUAAUAUUGAUAAAGGUAGCUGCCAUUGGUUUGUCAGAACAGCAUUUAGGAAAAUCUAUCUAGGAAGUGUAUGAACAUUUUAAAUACAUUGUAUGUGUUUGUAAAUAAUCAUAGCAUGAGAAAUUUGGAUUCCAUCCAUGCGGAGAAGGAGGAGAAUUUGAAAGUUUGGUUUUAGAUUGUCCAUUGUAUAAAAAAAGAAUAUAGAUGUACUAUGAUAAUUUAAUUAUUUAGAAAUGAAAGUGAGGUUGUUUGCCAUGAAAAUAAUUCUGUUGCCCCUGUGUAUUAUUUAUUAAUAAAAAGUUAUUCAUUAAUUGAAAAAGAUUGA